Messenger RNA from Chara braunii, 1506 nucleotides. The record is from the annotation of a GenBank genome assembly. NCBI's taxonomy places the organism in Eukaryota, Viridiplantae, Streptophyta, Charophyceae, Charales, Characeae.
CCCCCCGGUCCUACCGAGUUUACAGCACUGCUUUAUGGGCAAUCUGGAAGGAGAGAUGCAUCAGGACUCUGGACAAUAUGAAGAAUGCACUUCACAAAGUAUGGGCUGCUAUAAAAAUCAUAAUGGAAGCAGAGGUCCUCAGCUGCGAAUGGAGGAGGGUCAAGGAGACUUUUCAGCGCUACCCGGACACAGGUGCUAUGACUGCCAAGGGUUUGGGCUCAUCAGCUGCCCACAGUGUGGCAAAGCGGGGUUGACACCGGAGCAACGCGGAGAGCGAUGAAGGAGAUGCCGGCGUGACACAUUUCCUGAAAAAAAACAGGAGGAGGAGAGGGACACACUUAAAGAACCUGCGACCUCGUCAUCGCGACCUGAUGACAAUGAUGAUGAACUACUUGCUCUCUCUUCCUGACCUGCUUUGGUAUUCCAUGGGACCAUACUACACACCUUCGAGGAAUAGACAAACUCUCUUCCUUCUCUUUUCCUUCGCUUGUAUUUCCUGAAUUGCAGACAAUGUUAGUAACUUAGUACCUACGGAAGGAAGAAAGGUAGGAAGGAAGGAAGGAAGGAAGGAAGGAAGGAAGGAAGGAAGGAAAGAACUCUCUUCUCCUUCGCUUGUCCUUCGCUUGUCCUUCGCUUGUCCUUUGCUUGUCCUUCCCUUGUCCUUCACUUGUCCUUCGCUCUUCCUUCGCUUAUCCUUCUCUUAUCCUUCUCUUGUCCUUCUCCUUUCCUUCUCUUUUCCUUCCUGAAUUACAGACAAUGUUAGCUACUACCUAAGGAAGGAAGGAAGGAAGGAAGGAAGGAAGGAAGGAAGGAAGGAAGGAACAAGUGGAAAAAGCUUAUAGGGUUACAUAACACAUUUCUUGGUAAGUUUUUUCUUAUACGUAAGUGAUGAGGAGAAUUUAGGACUAACCGCAACAUCGCCCCCCAAGUUGUAAGUGAUUAAGACUAACCGCAACGUCCGUCACCCCAAGUUGUACCUCUCGGUUAUAGCUAGAUGGUUUGCAGAUGUUUCGGUCGAUGGAUUUUACCAAAUCCUUCAAACCAGCAACCGCUAAGUAUAGUAAAAUUAAGGGUCAUGCACGGAAUGUUCUUGUUCCUCCUCCGCUCUCUCUCUCUCCCCGCUUUCUUUCUUUUUUUCUCAAAGACGAUUGCUAAAUCUUGGACAAAGCGGGAAACCUUGAUGUCACACAAUCUGCACGAGGCGAGACCACCUGACAGACGGGAACAUCUUUUUUUUUUUUUUUUUUUUUUGUGGGAUGGGAACAUCCUCCGAACAACUGUGAUGUGGGGCUGGAAAAAAGGCCCUUCCCACUGACUUUUCAUUAAAUUUGAAAUAUUUGGCUCGCAUGACGAGAUUGAAAGAGGAUUUUUUUGUUGUCACUUUUGACUGACUUUCAACCCUUCCAGAAGCUUGUGUUCCUUGCUUGAAGGCGGUAUGCAUUAACACUAAGUUAUUGGCACCAAAUUAGAAAAAAACAUACAAAAAUGGAAAAUGGCACAAAAAUC